Drosophila takahashii is the source of this 3373-nucleotide messenger RNA. RefSeq names its product Frequenin 2 (gene Frq2). The record is from RefSeq and is a predicted model, not a curated record. Gene Ontology annotation, molecular function: calcium ion binding; calcium sensitive guanylate cyclase activator activity. Lineage: Eukaryota; Metazoa; Arthropoda; Insecta; Diptera; Drosophilidae.
CCCAGGCCAUUUGUGCGGCUGCUGGCAUUCGAUUGCCAUUCGCACAAGUUGCAUGUUCGCGACUCGAUUUUCGAGAAAAAACAACCAGUGAAUUCUAAUUAAGUGUGCGCGCUAAUGCGUUAAACGGUUCUGCAAUUUGUUUUUAAGCCAAAGACCAAAAGCCUUUGUAUUUGUAUCUCACCAUCUCAUCCGUAUCUGUCUCUGUUUCUGUUUGAGUGGGAAUUACAUUUAUAAUUACGCUUAAUCAGUCGAUUACUGUCAUCGCAAACACGGGCAAACCGAGGACCCACCGCAGCGUUCGAUGACCACACAAAUGAGUGCCAGAUCGAACUGAGGCCAAAUCGGGAUAAGACACGCUCCCCCUGAUAUAGGACACCUGUCACUGACCCACUUGGCCAGUCAGUCAGUCAGUCAGUCGGAGGGAAAGUAGUGAGAACCCAGAGGAGUAUCGACAGCGGCAUCGACAUCGCAAACAGGAGCAGCCUUCGCCAUGGGCAAGAAGAACUCGAAAUUGAAGCAGGACACCAUCGAUCGGCUGACAACGGACACAUACUUCACUGAAAAGGAAAUUCGUCAAUGGCACAAGGGCUUUCUCAAAGACUGUCCGAAUGGCUUGCUGACCGAACAAGGCUUCAUCAAAAUCUACAAGCAAUUCUUCCCCGACGGAGACCCCAGCAAGUUUGCCUCCCUGGUCUUUCGUGUCUUCGAUGAGAAUAAUGAUGGCGCCAUUGAGUUCGAGGAGUUCAUUCGGGCCCUGUCCAUAACAUCACGCGGUAAUCUGGACGAGAAGCUGCACUGGGCCUUCCGUUUGUACGAUGUUGACAACGAUGGCUACAUAACCCGCGAGGAGAUGUACAACAUAGUGGAUGCCAUCUACCAGAUGGUAGGCCAGCAGCAGCAGACGGAGGACGAGAAUACGCCGCAGAAGCGGGUGGACAAGAUCUUCGAUCAGAUGGACAAGAACCACGAUGAUCGCCUGACGCUCGAGGAGUUCCGCGAGGGCAGUAAAGCUGAUCCACGUAUAGUGCAGGCGUUAAGUUUAGGUGGUGAUUAACCGCGGGACCUGUAGUUCAGAUUCGGAUUCGGAGGGGCGGGAAGGGAGCGAUAGUGACGGUGAUAGGAGAACACGAAUCAGCGAUCCGAAGAUCGAACCCCCCCACAAGCACGCCCAAAAACCCGUGUACCAUAUGCCAUUUGACCUUUUUUGGGGGGGGGUACUUCGCUAGCCCCCAUCCUCCCGCUCCCCCUUACACACACACACACACACUCGUCUUAAGUGAAAUUCCAACUAAUAGCAAAUUAUUUACGCAUAUUUACAUACAAAUUCAAUUAACAACAGCCAAGCCGCAUAAAGCUUAAAAACAAACAAAAAAUGGUUAAAAGAAAAAAAAUCGCAAACUAAUUGAAAAGAAAAGAACACCAAUUUAGGUCAAAGAAACGCUUUUUCUAAAAACAUACUGAAUAUACAAUAUAUAUAGUAUAUAUAUAUAUAUAUAUAUUAAUGUGCGUGCGGCAAGUAUGGUUAAAUAUAGGUAUAAAAAUAAAAGAAAACCUACUUAAAUUGACUAUUAGGCACUUGCUCCAUAAAGAUCUUAGGCAUUUUUAUUGAAAUGCUUGCCAAGCAAACGACAAAUUCAAAUUGACAACUAUCGAUAAGUGCCGUUAGCCAAGCGAUAGUCAUAGCGAUAGCCAGCGAAUAGUUGGAAUUUUUUUGCGAAACCCACAAAAAAACAGCUACUCUACCUAAAUAUGGAUAAUACAUAAUAUUUAAACAUUACUUAUAUACGGAUACAUAUACCGAUACUAAUUCGCUAUUGGCUUAUCGACGAUGACGUGUCGAUCGAUUGUUUCUUUUCGCCGGGCCAGCAGCUCUAACUGUUGAUAAUCGAACGUGUUGAUAAUCGAAAUUUGAAGCUACAACUAUAGUAAGCUGAAGACUCCACACACCGACACACCACACACAGACCUACUUACUCUCAAGAUAAUCAGAUAAUCCGGAUAUAACUCUGGAAGUCCUGAAAAAGUUGUGGACACACUUGCAUGUGGAUAACGUAGCGAUAACCAGCAUGCGGCUUAAGUACUCCUCUUGGUUCCUCCGUUUCUUCAGUCUCCAUUCUCCAUUCUUCAAUCUUCAACACCCCUCAUUGAGCUUGACAAUCAACCUGAUUUUGCUAUGGACCAUUGAAUGGUUCUCCUCACUCCGUCACCCAAGGAUUUCAUCACAAGCAUUCGAGGGACAAGAGGAGUAGACUCUUAGAAGAAUCUUUGAUAGAACUUUAACCCUUUUCUAUGUGUUUAUUGUGCAUGCCUUAUCAGAGCAACGAUAAUAUCAAAUUGUGUAUUCCUACUUGUAUUUGUACUUGGUUUUACACCUCACCAGAGCUUGAAAGUAUAUCGUAUCGUAUGGGGGAAUCUAAUCCCCUCCAAUGCCUUACCAAAAACCAAAACAAACCAAAAACUAUCGCCCCAAUCAUCGACUCACUCUCUCUCUCUAUCUCUCUCUCUAUCGCUCCAUCUCUCUCUGAUACACACAUUAUUCUCUUUUCGGUUAUCCUUUUCGUUUGAUGAGCUGCUCCUUCUUCUAUUUCGAUUUCGAAAGGAGAGCCAUCUAAUCACCAUGCUAAAAUAAUUUCUAUAUUUUAUAUGUGGUUCAGCUUUAGAUUGUAAACGAAGAACUUUGUAAGAAGAACUUUGUAAAGGAACUUUCUCCUGCAGCCGGUUAACUGAACUCACGUUUAUAAGAACCCAUUUACCAUUAUCCCUAUUUACUCACCUCGCCCUCAUAAUGCAUUAGUCCCCCAAUUAUAAUGUUGCCUUGUAGAAAACUCCCUAGGUUUGGACUUAAAUUCUGCUUCCUGCUUAGAAACCAAAACCAAAAUCCAAAAUCUAAAGACUUUUGCUUUGUCGCUGAGGUUUCAGAUUGGAUCGGCCCUAGAUAAUGCUUGUCUCAUCCUCUCUGACACCGAAAUUCCGAUUCAAAAUCCGAUUCCGAGGUUUCCGCCAUACUGUUUUGAUUGCCCAGCACCCGAUACAUAUUUCUAGUUGUACACUCGUAUUUAAAUAUAUACCUAGAUAAUGGCCAAAUAAAUUGAUAUACACACUUAAAUAUAUACAUAUAGGGAGAGAAAUAUAUAUAAAUAUAUAUAUACACACACAAAUAAUGAUAAUUAUACAUACAUCUAUUAUUAUAUAGAAGUCCCCAUUUGUAUUUUACUUGUGCAAUUUGCAAAUUGUUUUUGCCUAGAUUAAUUGUUGGAAACGAUUUGAAUUUAAGAAAACACCACACCUACACUGCACAAGUUUGCAUGCCUUCCUGUCGUCGAAAAAUAAAAAAAAGCAAAAAGGAAGAAAUAAAUAAAAUAAAAUCAAGCGA